This is a messenger RNA of Thalassophryne amazonica, 3673 nucleotides long. Its product is annotated as somatostatin receptor type 5-like. The coding region runs from base 322 to 1623 and encodes 433 amino acids. Gene Ontology annotation, biological process: cellular response to glucocorticoid stimulus; regulation of insulin secretion; neuropeptide signaling pathway. NCBI's taxonomy places the organism in Eukaryota, Metazoa, Chordata, Actinopteri, Batrachoidiformes, Batrachoididae. Gene Ontology annotation, molecular function: somatostatin receptor activity; neuropeptide binding. The transcript is spliced from 4 exons. Gene Ontology annotation, cellular component: membrane; neuron projection. The record is from RefSeq and is a predicted model, not a curated record.
ACACAUAUUUAUGAUGACACGAUAUAAAAGACCCUAUCAUCAGAGCAGUAGAUUCUCACAAAAGAGAAGUGGUGUGCCUUCCACACCCACGUGCUGUCGUAAAUAGUGCGCAGAUGCACUAUAUGACCUGGGAACGAUUCUCCUCUGCGCACCAAAGCAGUCCGCACGCACAAAGGAGAGACCAUCAACAGAAGAGGAUCACAGAAAAUUAUGACUCGGCUGGCAUCAAGACGAUAAAUACCUCGAGGUAAAAAGAUAAGGAAAACAAUUAAUGAGUUUUUUUUUCUUUUUCUUCACCAAAACGCACGAGUUCUGCAAGAGAUGCGCGGACACUCAGAAGCGCACAGUCCUUUUGCCUUUAAUUCAACUGGACACCAAAUACUCAACAUCACCGCUAAUAGUUGGACUGAACUGGCUGAAGAUGCCAACAUGUCUACUCCUGACUUCAUAAACAACACCACCAACUUUACAGACUUAAUUCCAGGUCCUUUCAUUGGGAAUAGCUCUCUGCUCACCGGAGUCAUCUAUAUCGUUGUCUUCAUUGUGGGUCUUCUGGGUAACACACUAGCCAUCUAUGUGGUCUUAUGCUACACAAAGAUGAAGACGGUAACUAACAUGUUCAUCCUCAAUUUAGCAUUGGCUGAUGAACUGUACAUUCUCGGAAUUCCCUUCCUGGGGACUCAGAGCGUGCUUUCAUACUGGCCGUACGGAGAGUUCCUCUGCAAGGUAUGCAUGACUGCCGAUGCCAUGAGCCAGUUCACCUCAACCUUUUGCUUGACUGUGAUGAGCGUUGAUCGAUACCUGGCUGUGGUGCAUCCUAUUCGCAGUGCCAAGUGGCGGAGACCACAUGUGGUCAAGAUUUUUAAUGGCACGGUGUGGGUUGUAUCAUUCCUGGUUGUACUGCCAGUCACUAUCUAUUCAGGCAUGCAGGAUGGGUUCAAUUCCUGCAACUUGAGCUGGCCUGAACCGCAGAAGGUGUGGUCACUUGCCUUCAUCCUCUACACAUCCAUCCUAGGUGUCUUUGUUCCUCUGGUUGUCAUCUGCAUCUGCUACCUGCUGAUUAUCAUCAAGGUGAAGUCAGCAGGUGUGCGAGCAGGUGUGACGAAGCGGCGUAAGUCAGAGCGAAAGGUGACACGCAUGGUGGUGAUCAUUGUGCUGGUGUUUGUGCUUUGCUGGCUGCCCUUCUAUACCACCAACAUCGUCAACGAGGUUUAUACCAUUCCUGAAAAUGAUGCCGCUGCUGCAGUCUACUUUUUUCUAGUCAUCCUUACCUAUGUCAACUCCUGUGCCAACCCCAUCCUCUAUGGUUUCCUCUCGGACAACUUCAAACAAAGCUUCCAGAAAGUGCUCUGCUUCCACAAAGCUAGUUGUGAUUGUGUCAUGGACAAAAUAAGAAGAAACCAGGCUGCCUCUCAGGACAGACCAGAGACGAUACAUAAUGCUCUUCUUACCAGCACAAACCACACGCAGAAUAGAAACACGCGGAACAGCCAGCAGUGUGUCCAGAUGGGGAACCUUGACCAUGAAUUGUUAUCUACAGAAACAGCAGUGAAUGACCAGUCAUUGCGGAGACCGUGCUCAUCACUUUCUCCUGCACUCAUGUGGACAUCAGGCACUUCUUGACUGGACAUUUGAUUUGUGACUUUUUUUUUUGGCGUGUGUUUGUUUCUAAUCAUUACUCUCUUACUGGGGCACUCUUUCAGAGCAGCAGAGGUGCAAACAGCAGGAAAGUGACAGGCAGGGUUGGGUAGGAUUACUUUGAAAUGUAAUCCAAAAGUAAUCAGAUUACAAGUAAUCCAAAUGCAUUUACAUACAUACAUGUAAUCCACAUGUAUUCUUUCAAAGUAAUCCUACCCAACCUUGGUGACAGGGUAUUGGUUUCAUAUGAACACUGGGAUUUGAACCUAACUACAACAAACUAUGUCCCUGAAUGUUAAUUAAAAUGUAAAUGUUUUUUUCUUGUUUGUUUGUUUUGAUAUGUUUCUUUAGUGUAUUGUUGACCGAAGUAAUUUAACUGUUAAAAAUGUCUCCAGGUCAUUCCAAAUGAAUUAACUCAUUUCCAAGAAAUUUCACAGGCCACUCUGACAAAAUCUAAUGAAACGUAGAAUGAAAUACACAUCUACUGAGCUCAUGGACAAAUCCCAAAUUUUAGAUUAGCAUUUCUGACCAUUUUUGAAAUAAAACACUUCAAAAUUUUAGUAUUUUUCUAUCUUUUGCCAAAUGCAUUUUCAUCGAACUUUGAACUUUUAUUAAUUCAUUGAUCUUUGCUGCUAUAAACUUUUAAUUUAGUGUCUUGGGCCAACUUUUGACAUAAAAUACAAAAUUUCAGCCAAAUUGAGUGUUUCACUGUGGCUCCAAAUGAUCCGAAAACAAUACACGCACGCAUGCACUAUUCUUUCCUUUCUUUUAGAGUCACUGAGAUGAAAAAAGAGUGAAAUCUGUUUUUACGUUGUUCUAACCUCCUCAUUUACAAAAUAUAUUCGUCCGGCAUAAAACCUGUGCCAAUUCAACAUGCAGAUCCACCUUGGAUUUGCUGUGGCGACCCCAAGUGCAAACAAGGGAGCAGCCGAAGGGACUUACUAUUGUCUAUACCUUUAUUAGAAUUAUUCUAGAAAACAUUUGUCAAAUCUUGACCAUGUUGACAGUAAUUUCUAUUUUUGAACUUCUGAAUAGGGAGCACAUUGGCUCAGUGAUUUGCACUGCUCCCUCACAGUGAGAAGGUCCCGGAUCCUGGUCCUUUCUACGUGGAGUUUGCAUGUUCUCCACUUCCAGAGACAUUCAGGUUAAUGUAGGGGAACUGGAAACUUUAACUGGAAACCUGCAAUGGACUGGCGGCCUGUCCAGGGUGGACCCUGCCUCUCACCCACUGACUCCUAGGAUCCCCCUAUGAUCCUUAAUUAGAAUAAGCGGAUUUAGAAAAUUAAUGAAUAAAAUUCAGACUAUUUAUUUUAUAUAUCCCAACAUGUUCUGAACAAAACUUUGUUAGAGCUUACUCAACUUACUUUUGGAGUCUUGAUUUUGAUAACAAACAAACAAACAAACAAACCUUCAUUUCUGGGAGCAUUCAAAAUAUACGGAAAAUAUAAAGUUGUUUUUAAUGUAUUAUAUACACAAUAAUAUUACUCUUUCAAUUGCAAUGUGUGAAAAUAUCUUAGCUCAACCUUAUGUUCUGAAUACUCUCAGAAAUGAAGAUGUUACAUAAACAUUAAGUCUACUUAAAAAACAAGAGCCCCCCCCACCAAAAAAAAAGAAAAAAGAGCAGCAGCAAUACCAGAUUUUUUAUAAUAAUAUGUCAUAAUUUCAAAAAUAUAUGUUCUCUUAAUGAUCUGAGAAAUGGCUUUUUAAAACAAAAACAACAACAACAAAAAAACCCCACAAGUAUAAAUAUGCAUGUUUGUUUUAUGUUGACAUCACUACCAGUAAAAUCUAUGAAUUUAUGGAAGUUAAAAGCUUCGUGCAAAUACUUCUUCAUCCCUUAAAAAAAGAGAUGAACUUGGACAUUAUGGUUGAUUAUGGUUGAUUUAAUUUGUAAUAACCCCUACCUGGGGGCGGAGUUAGCCUAUUUUUAGGGGUGCUCAAGUUAAGAAAUUUGUUCUAGUAGUCUAUGAUGACUUUUUCACCUUUUUUUCACCAUCAUUAUAUGCAAAUAUUGCCAUUUUGUGCUUGUCCCACA